AUGGCCCAAAAGCGUAAGGCCUCUGCUGAGAGGUCUGAUCCAGGGAAAAGACACCAGCAAAGUGCUGUUGACAGUGAUGCUGAUGGUAUGUAUGAAGACCCGAUGCACGAAGAGACAUACUCCGAUGGCGAGUACUCAGUAUCAGAUACUCCUAGCUUGGCAAGUGGUGAUAUAGAUGAGACACCAGCUACUCCAUUUUCUACGACCUCCGCACGAUAUCCAUCCGAACUCAAGACCCGCCGAUGUCCGUUCGAUGGGUGUGAUAAAGCAUUCAACCGUCCAGCUCGACUACAAGAGCACAUUCGAUCUCACAAUAACGAGCGAAUUUUCAAAUGUACUUUCCAGACAUGCGACAAGACUUUCUUACGAGCAUCACACCUCAAUCAUCAUAUAAAGAGUGCACACACAGGAGUUCGAGACUACGUCUGUGACCGUCCAGGGUGCGGCAAGAGUUUUGUAACUGGUUCUCGACUUCGACGCCAUCUUGCUGCACAUGAUGGAAGGGACAAGUUCACCUGUCCAGAUUGUGAGGAGACCUUCCGAAAGCACUCCACCCUGCAGAAACACAUUACAAAAAUUCAUCUGCACCAGAAGCCUUUUCCCUGUCCCCAUAUUGAUCUGACUUCUGGACAGCAAUGUCAAAUGGCUUUCGAGACUGCUGGUCAUCUCCGGUCCCACCAAAGUAGAAUCCACACGGAAAAAAGAUUCAGCUGUGCGGAAUGCACCCAGGAUCAACAAGAGCAAGGAUCUAGUAUGGACACUUCCGAGAACAAUGAAUCAUCAGUUGUAUUCCCCACCUACGCCCUUUUGCAAUCCCAUAUUCGCAAUGUUCAUCCUCCACAAUGUCCUCACUGUCCGAUUGUCUGCUCGACUUCUCGAGAACUUCGGCGCCAUCUUGAUGUUGCCCACGGGGAUGUCACCUUGCAGGAGCGGAAAGUGUUUGCCUGUACCGUUCCUGAAUGUGACCGAAGCUUCACCAAAAAGGGAAAUCUCUCAGUCCAUAUUAGAACCGUUCACGAGGGCGAAAAGCGCUUUGGCUGUGGAGAAACGGAUCUCUCCUCUUCAAGUAAAGUGCCAGGAUGGGAUGGGAUCGGCUGUGGGAAACGAUACGGUAGCAAACUCGCUCUCGAAGAGCAUAUUCGUACAGCUCAUUUGGGCCUCCCAAACGCUAAGGCAGAACGCCGCCAACGACUUGGAAUUGGGAAGAAAUCAGCCGGAAAGAUUAAGCAAAUAUCUACAUUGGCAGCGUUGACAGGCCAUGGCUAUGCUGAGGAAUCAGGUCGACACAUCGCUUGUCUUUACGAAACUUGUGAACACAGAUUCCACCGCGACUACGAUCUAUGGGUUCAUAUGACUACCAAACAUGGGUGCUCAGAAGAUGAAGUCCAGGGUCUAUUCAUGCAGCGUGCACUACUUGGAGACCAGAAUGAACCCGGUGGGAAUUCUUUCGGUAUCUAUGGCCUUGAAUUUGACCAAGAUGGUACAUCUUCCCAGCCAUUUGCAUCAACUGCGCUACCGAAUUUCCACCACGAUCCCUUUCCUUUUCCCGAACCGGACUUUAUGAAGCAAUCUCUGUUUCAGGAUGCUGCUCAAGUUAAUGAUUCUAUGAUACCCCAUGACGAGAUAGCGAUUGACCCAGUCUUGGGAUAUGACUUGAUGGAGGAAUGA
Molecule: messenger RNA, 1668 nt
Organism: Penicillium taxi
Lineage: Eukaryota; Fungi; Ascomycota; Eurotiomycetes; Eurotiales; Aspergillaceae
Product: C2H2-type zinc finger protein
Exons: 2
Coding region: 1-1668 (555 amino acids)
Biological process (GO): regulation of transcription by RNA polymerase II
Cellular component (GO): nucleus
Source: RefSeq, a predicted model, not a curated record